Messenger RNA from Danio rerio (zebrafish), 7575 nucleotides. The record is from RefSeq and is a predicted model, not a curated record. Lineage: Eukaryota; Metazoa; Chordata; Actinopteri; Cypriniformes; Danionidae.
AUCCCUCAGCGGACGCUCACAGCUCCUGCUCCGACAAAUCCCCGCUCUGCAAACACUGUCUCUGGGUACUUUUAGAGAGGAUUUCUACAAGAAUCAACUCUGACGUAAAGCUGCAGGAGGAUGACAGUAUGCCGUUUGCAGAUUCUGGGAUCAUCAUGACUUUGUGAAUGCAGAAAUGUGUAAUUAUGAAGUUGGGGUUGCCGGUCCCAGGGGCCCUUCCCCCCUUCCCGAUGCCUGUCACAGAGCAGCCGUGCUGGGCUUCAUCUAAAGGGAUGCACCAUGGUGUGAACACGCGUCUGUUCUACUCCAGCCUCAAUGAAUCGCACGAAUGAACGGACAUUUCUGUGGCAAAGGGAAUUAGCGCGGUCGCAUAGGGACUUUGGAUUUGGGAAUACAGGAACCGGUCGGAGAGCGUUGGAUUGUUAUUUGAAGAAGUGCUGUGGAUACUUCAAGGAGUGUUUCAGGAAGAUGUCUGAGUCGGGAGCCGAGGCGUCUGCAUCUCAGCCCCAAAAGCGGAAGCCAGUGAUUCAUGGUCUGGAGGAUCAGAAAAAGAUCUACACGGACUGGGCGAAUCACUACUUGGCCAAAUCGGGACACAAGCGUCUGAUUAAAGACCUGCAGCAGGAUGUGAGCGAUGGCGUGCUGCUGGCGGAGAUCAUCCAGGUUAUCGCAAAUGAGAAGAUUGAGGAUAUUAAUGGAUGCCCUAAGAGUCGUUCUCAGAUGAUUGAGAACAUUGAUGCCUGUUUGAGCUUUCUAGCAGCCAAAGGUGUGAACAUACAGGGACUAUCAGCUGAAGAGAUCCGGAAUGGGAAUCUGAAAGCCAUCUUGGGGCUUUUCUUUAGCCUGUCUCGAUACAAGCAGCAGCAACAAACGAGCCGACAGACACACACACAGCACACACACUCACACACUCAUCUAAUCCAGCAGAGCAGCGCUCCGGCCCAGCUGAUCUCCACCCCGCAUGGGCCACACUCACACAAAACACAGACAGACAUGCAGUCCAGGGAUGGCUCUCAGAGUAAACUCAAGUUUUCCAUUGGUCAGAAAAAGUCUUCUAGAUUGCCUGGGCCGACCUCGAGGAUGUCCACUGCGGGCAGUGAGAGCUCUCCUCGAGGGUCCAUCAGUUCAGCAGGGAAUCGCCGCAGUCUGGUGUUCAGCGAUAAAGCCAAACCUGCAGCAGCUCAGGCCAAAGAAUCAUCAGAGAGUGUGACUGAUCCCGCUCUGUCAUCCGCUUGCACCUCUUUAAGCACCAGCACUGUGGCAUCUUCUUCAUCAUCAUCAGCCAUCCCUCAGCCCAACUCGAGUAGCAAACCCUGGAGAAUUAAAUCCCAGAACAGCAAGCACACCUCCGCUACCUCCACCGGGCUUUCCACUAAGUCGGAUCUCCAAGCCAAGCAGCCCGUACCUGCAGAAGCACCACCCAAAGCUGUGCCUCAGAAAUCCAUGCUGGAGAAACUCAAGCUUUUUAAUAGCAAAGGAGGAUCCAAAUCAUCCACGCAGACAGAGGGCGCUGUUACGCCCACUGGAGGGAAGGAUGCCGCUUUGGUUUUGGAGAGAGUUGAGACCGGUUCCAAUACUGAACCUAUUGAGGAAAUGGAUGGGAACGUGAGACCCACGAAUGGGGCUGUUAGCGUGACAACAAGCAGCCCAAAAAUUGCGCUAAAAGGCAUCGCACAGCGGACAUUUAGUCGUGCUCUUACAGCGAAAAAAGCAUCAGCGAAAUCUUCAGAGAAAGAAAAGGGCAAAGACAAAAAUGCAUCCAAGCGAGGCUCUCCUUCAGAAAAGGUAGAGGAGGUCAAGGAAGAAGUGGUUUCUUCAAGCGUUGUUACUGCUCCCUCUGAACCAGAGCCCAGAAAAGCCUCCAAAAUCGCCAGUUUUAUACCUAAAGGUGGCAAAGUGGGCGGAGCCAAGAAAGAUGGCCCCGCCCCUGUCCAGAGCGGAAUUCCAAAACCAGGGAGUAAAAGUGCUGGAAAUGGAGCAGUGAAAGGCUCUGCGCUGCCCCUCGGUGGUAAAGACAAUGAGAGGCCGCGGAGCGUGCGUUUAGGGGCAGGUUUGGGGCUUCAUCGGGACAGUCGCCAUUCCUCUUCCUCUUCCAGCCUGGCUUCCACUGAGGGUAAAGGACACCCGAUGCACAGCGCCGCCCCGGUGGCCAACGGGACUCAAUCCACCGCCAGCAACACAGUCAGUGUGCAGCUUCCUCAACCACAGCAGCAGUACAACCAUCCCAACACAGCCACCGUAGCACCUUUCAUGUACCGGACUCAGAAUGAGGCAGAUGGAAAUAUGGGCACAAACCUGAGCUCUGGAUGUCGCAGCAGUGACUCUGGCAGCUUCAGUAAAACCAACCAGUCUUCCACCGAGGAUCUGUCAGGUGAAGAUCCAGAGACCAGGCGCCUGAGGACUGUCAAAAACAUCGCUGACCUGCGGCAGAAUCUAGAAGAAACCAUGUCCAGUUUACGGGGGACACAAAUCACUCACAGUACACUGGAAACCACUUUUGAUGGUGGCGUGACUACCGAAAUGAGCAGUCGCAACAUCCUCAGCAUGGCGUCUCGACCUUCGCCUCUGUCCUGGGCCAGUCGUAUGGGUCAGUCCAGCCCCCGUCUGCAAGCAGGAGAUGCUCCCUCUGUUGGUAAUGGGUAUCAGUCCCGCAGCGGGGGGGUUGCACCCGGCCAGGGCCGCUAUCUGUAUCAGGCUCCCCUACGGAAGCAGCUGGCAGCACGCGGCAGUGGUCUCUGUGGUCUGGAGCUGGGGGAUCGAGUGGAGGAUCUGGAGCUGGCAGGAGUGGGUCUGGAAAUGAGUGGAUAUAUGAGUGAUGGAGAUGUGCUCUCUAAAAACGCCCGCACUGAUGAGCUGAGCAGCGGAUAUAUGACUGAUGGGGGAUUGAGUCUGUAUACGCGUCGACUGAACAGAUUGCCGGAUGGAAUGGCCAUGGUACGAGAAAAUCUUCAGCGCAAUGCCUCCACCAGCCAGGGAGAUGCAGACAGUUGGGAUGACAGUAGCUCAGUCAGCAGUGGGAUCAGUGAUGCGAUUGAUACUGAUGACAUCAACACCAGCUCCUCCAUAAGCUCUUACGCCAACACCCCAGCUGCGUCCCGCAAGGGCCUGAAUGGACAGCCUCAGACUGAUGCAGAGAAGCAUUCAGCAGCUGAACGUAACACUUCUCGAUCCAUCGAUGAGGUCAAGAAGUCUGACGGUGGUUUGGAUUGCAGCAUCAAAUCAGACUCGGGCCUGAAGUGGCGUCGAAACCCUUCGGAUGUAUCGGAGGAGUCUGAUAAGAGCAGUUCUGGACGAAAAACUGCACCAGUCACUCAGACAGGGUCCUGGAGGAGAGGCAUGAGCGCACAGGUUGGAGUGACUGUGCCCCGUACCAAGAGUACAUCUGUUUCCUCAGGAUCCAGCAUCAUCAAGACACAAGGGACAGGCAAAACAGAUGACGCCAAGGUUUCGGAAAAAGGUUGCAUGUCUCCCUCUUCCAACAUCCUUCAGCAUUCCUCCUCGGACACCGGCCGAAGCAGUGGAGACGAAGCCAAGAAAACCACCGCAGGCCGAGUCCCUACAAGCACAUUUGGUUUCAAGAAACCCAAUGGUGUCCACAACCCGUCCAAUGUCAUAACCACCGCCAGCAUUACUUUAGUGACAGCUAGUGGUGCCACUAUUACCAGUGGCUCCGCUACACUGGGCAAAAUUCCUAAAUCCUCCGCUCUUUUAGUUGGUAGCAGAGGGUCAUUAAAAGGAGCUGUGGAUGGUUUAUUACCCCCUCAGGAGGAUGGCUACCUGUCGCCCAGUGCUCGCUCAACGCUGCAGUACCGAAGUUUACCUCGACCCUCUCGAUCCGGAGCCGCGGCCCGCAAUGGAAACAGAUCCUCCACAAGCAGCAUCGAGUCCAGCCUACUCACCCGAGCACCACUCCUUACUGCUAUUACAGCCAAUAAACCCAGAGAUCCUGGCCCUAAAACCAACGGGCAUGCAAUCCAAGCCAAUCAGACGGACAAGGAGAAGGGCGUGGCCUCAGAUAUUGACAGCACAAGAACCAAUCCGAUUGUUUCGGGAGGAGGGGCAGCGACUAUUCCUCAGACGGCUAGACAGGGAAACAAGUACAGCGAGGUCUCGUCCCCAACAUUACGAAGACUUUUUGGAGGCAAAGCUGCCAAGCAAGCCCCAGUCACCACUGCAGAGAGCAUGAAAAACUCAAUGGUUAUAUCCAACCCUCACGCCACCCUCGGUCACACCCAGUCUUCCGGCGGGCCCCUGGACUCCCCCUCUACUGUCCCAGGAAGCGGUGGCAGCAGUCCCCUGUAUGGGGGUCGAGGUGCCAGCAUAGGGGGCAGUGAACAGGCAUCGAGUCCGGGUUCAGUGUACUCUACGGGCACCGGGACCUGGGGAACCACCAUCAGCAGCUCCUCAGCCCUCGGGUACCCAUCCGUCAGCAGCAUGCACACCAGCAGCGAGUCCAUCGACAUGUCUGUGGGUAGCGGGCAUCCCCGUGAUGAUGUCCACCCGGCACUGAUGCGGACAGGGAGCGCCAAGACAGGCAUGUCAGAGAGUCCCCUCUCCUCUCCCUCUAACAGUCCUAAAUUCAACCGUAACACUUUGCCACGGAAGCAAGACAGGUACGCCCCCUCACAGCAACUGCGUCAGGAGGAGGCUCGUGAUUGGCUGCGCUCACAUUCGGCUGGUGGAUUGCAGGACUCAGCCAGCAACUCUCCCUUCUCCACUGGCUCCAGCCUCACGUCACCAUCCGGCACACGCUUUAACUUUGCUCAGCUUGGAAGCCCCACAACAGGUGCUCAGAUUAACCUGGCCAGCCUGCGCAACAACAGCUUGACCAGUCAGGACAACCCGCUAGACAGCCAUGCUGAUUCCCGUCUGCGCAACUCCUGCAUGUCUCUGGAUGAGAAGACCCGCACUAUGAGCCGCUCAGGGUCUUUCAGGGAUGGCUUUGAGGAAGUUCAUGGGUCAUCCCUGUCACUGGUGUCCAGCACCUCAUCCGUCUAUUCAACGACGGAGGAGAAAUCACAAUCCGAGAUCCGCAAGCUGCGUCGAGAGCUGGAUGCGUCCCAGGAAAAGGUUUCCGCUUUGACGACGCAACUCAGUGCUAAUGCCCACCUGGUGGCAGCGUUUGAGCAGAGUUUGGGCAACAUGACCAUCCGACUCAAGAGCCUGACUAUGACCGCGGAACAAAAAGACUCUGAACUGAAUGAGUUGAGAAAAACCAUUGAGCUGCUAAAGAAGCAGAACGCAGUGGCUCAAGCAGCGAUUAAUGGUGUCAUCAACACUCCAGAACUCACCUGCAAGAGUGAACGAACAGGUAAUAACGGUUCAGGGCUGGGAGCGCCGCCGGACCUGCGCAUGCGCAGACAGCACUCGUCUGACAGCGUCUCCAGCAUCACCAGUGCCACCAGUCACUCCAGCCUGGGCUCCAACAUGGACAACCCCGACUCCAGCAGCAAGAAGAAGAAGAAGAACUGGGUGUAUGAGCUUCGCAGCUCCUUCAAACAGGCCUUCAGUAAGAAGAAAUCCCCUAAAUCAGCGUCGUCUCAUUCAGACAUUGAGGAGAUGACCGAUUCCUCUCUGCCGUCUUCACCAAAACUCCCUCACAACGGCAGCGGCUCCACGGCUCUGCUGCGCCGCAACACUCACUCCAGUUCAAUACUGUCAGACUGUCUGGACGGUGAAGCGGAGACAGUGAUGCAGCUGAGGAACGAGCUGAGAGAGAAGGAGAUGAAGCUGACAGACAUUCGGCUGGAGGCUCUGAGCUCUGCACAUCAGCUCGACCAGCUCAGAGAGGCCAUGAACCGCAUGCAGGGGGAGAUCGAGAAGUUAAAGUCAGAAAAUGAUCGUCUGAAGGUUGAGAGUCACGCGAGUGGGAGCCGAGCAUCAUCUCAGGUGUCAGUCUAUAACCCCACACCGACCCCCACGCCAGGCCUAUCCCAACACAGCCUCAACCUCACAGAGUCCACCAGCUUCGACAUGUUGCUGGAUGACUCUGGUGGAGACGGAAGCUCUCGCAAAGAAAGCAGACAUGUGAAAAUAGUCGUCAGUCUUCAAGAGGACGUCAUGUGGAAAGAGGACUGCAGGACUCGACACUUUCUCAUUGGCUGCAUUGGUGUGAGUGGAAAAACCAAGUGGGAUGUUCUCGAUGGAGUUGUACGGCGCUUGUUUAAGGAGUACAUCAGGCACGUGGAUCCGGUCAGUCAUCUGGGUCUGGGCUCAGACAGUGUUGAAGGUUAUCGUAUUGGAGAUGUGGUUCGGUGCAGCGGAGCCAACACUCCUGAACUGCUGCCCUGUGGAUACCUAGUAGGAGAGAACGACACCAUCAACAUCUCCCUCAAAGGGGUGAACUCUCAGUCGCAGGAUUCUCUGGUGUUCGAGACGCUGAUUCCUAAACCAAUGCUGCAGCGAUACGUGUCUUUGCUCCAAGAGCAUCGCAGGAUCAUCCUUUCAGGCCCGAGUGGCACAGGAAAAUCCUACCUGGCACACAGACUGGCUGAACAUCUGGCACUGCAAGAGGGCAAACUGCCUAGUGACAGCAACAUCGUCACCUUUAACGUCGACCAUAAAUCCAGCAAGGAGUUGCGUCAAUACCUGGCAAAUAUUGUGGAGCAGUGCAGUGCUGCUGGACAGGACACUGAAGCCCCUCUAGUGCUCAUUCUGGACAACCUGCACCACAUCAGCUCACUGGGAGAGAUCUUCAGUGGCCUCCUCAAUUGCAGAUACCAGCGCUGUCCGUAUAUAAUCGGCACAAUGAGUCAGGCGACAUCUUCUGCUCCAAACCUGCAGCUCCAUCAUAACUUCAGAUGGGUGCUGUGUGCGAAUCACAUGGAGCCGGUGAAAGGUUUUCUGGGACGAUAUCUCAGGCGGAAGCUGAUCGAGACGGAGAUCGGCAACCGAACCCGAAACCCGGAGCUGGUGAAGAUCAUCGACUGGAUCCCGCAAGUGUGGCAACACCUGAACCGCUUCCUGGAGGCCCACAGUUCCUCUGACGUCACCAUCGGUCCACGUCUGUUCCUAUCCUGUCCGAUGGAUGUGGAUGGUUCUCGUGUGUGGUUCACUGACCUGUGGAACUACUCCAUUAUUCCCUACAUGCUGGAGGCUGUGAGAGAAGGCCUACAGUUGUAUGGUCGCAGAGCAGCUUGGGAGGAUCCUGCACUGUGGGUUCUGGAAACGUUUCCAUGGGCAGCUUCUCAUCAGCAUCCUGAUUGGCCAGCUCUGCUGCAGCUCCGCCCAGAGGAUGUGGGUUUUGAUGGAUAUUCCGCCUCCAGAGAGGGUGUCAGCAAACAGAGCACUCAGAGCGACAGUGAUGCUGAUCCACUGAUGAACAUGCUCCUGCGUCUGAAAGAAGCGGCCAGCUGCUCGAGUCCUCAGAGCUACGACAGCGACUCUAACAGCAACAGUCACCAUGAUGACAUCCUGGACUCUUCACUGGAGUCCACACUCUGACCAGCCUGAUCCAAGAUGACACCCAAUUCCUUAACUCCUAUGCCAGCCGAGGCAUGACCACACACACAGCGGGUGCUGGUAACCCACUUAAAGAAUGACGCUUCAUAAAUAUAUAUAUAUAUAAAUAUAUAU